Messenger RNA from Ostreobium quekettii, 1236 nucleotides. The record is from the annotation of a GenBank genome assembly. Lineage: Eukaryota; Viridiplantae; Chlorophyta; Ulvophyceae; Bryopsidales; Ostreobiaceae.
AUGAAAGAUGCGAUGGGGCCUCGUGCAGCUCUUAAUGGGCACUUGAGAUCUGAGCAUUCCUGCUUUUCUCUGUGUCAACAAUCGUGCGCUGACUGGAAUCCACUGAUAUUGUGCAGGGCACAGUCAGAGAGGCGUUCUUUCUCUACUGUUGCGUUGAUGGCAGACUACGCAACGCAUGGCUCUGUCCACCUGCUCCCAAAACCGCCAACCCGAGCAGGGGUCAUCAAUGAGACAGCAAAACUGUCUGCAGAUGGCCAAUAUGUAAUUGAUGGCCGUGUCUCUACGCUGAAAAUCGCAUUUGAUUGGGAGGCCAAAAACGUGGACGUCGAUGCUUCUGUUGCGGUCUUUGAUGACCAGUUCAAUCGUGUGGACGUUGUGUGGUGGGAUAAGAAGACUAGCAAGUACUGCUCUGUUCACCAUCUUGGGGAUGAGCGCACAGGGGAGAAGAAGGGAGACAAAGAAGUCAUUGAGGUCGAGCUCGCGCGUGUGCCUCUCAAUGUGCACUACAUUUUCUUCACUGAGAGUGUCUACACCAAGGGCAAGAGCCUGGAGGAUGCCAAGCUGGGCAACGUGAAGCUGCUGUACCCCAACAAGCCCACCAGCACUCUGGAGAUCGCCACCCACGCCCCGGGUGACCAAAAGGGCACAAAUGCAGUGGUGGUGGGCCUGCUCACGCGCAAGGGCGCUUGGUGGACCUUCACGGCCCUCAGCAAGCCCGUCAGGGGCCGCACCAUCAAGGAGAUCGAGUACUACACAGACUUCAAGGCGUUCGUCAGGGAGCCCAGCUCGCCUGCUAAGACUUGGCUGGUGAAGGUUUGGGUGCCUGAGGCCCGCAACAUUGCCGCCUCGGACAAGGAAUCCACCUUUGGCAAGAACAAGACCAGCGACUGCUUCGUGCACAUCGCGUGCAAGGACAGGAAGUACACAUCCGCCGUCGUUGAGAAAACGCUCAACCCCAAGUGGGCCACCAAGAAGCUGGAUCUGGGUGAGACCAUAGAGUCCGACCAUACGCUUGUGGAGAUCAAGGUGCUGGACCAGGACCCCUCCAAUGACGACGAUUUCCUGGGGGCGGCCUAUCUGGCACUCGGAGGAAUGGCCAAGGCGGGCGUGGGCGCCCAUGAGGUGGUUGUCGCCCUCGGCGAGUCUCUAGAUCCCAAGGAGAAGGUCAAGCGGGGGGUGGAGAUCAGCGGCGACGUAGUCAUCAGGUGGGAGGUCGCAACCUCGGAAGAGGAGUGA